AUGGAGCACUGUCUUGGUUCCAGUCAUACAUACGUCACAGACAGACAACAGUUUGUAAUUAUCCAUGGUGAAAGGUCGGACUCUCUACCAGUAAAGCAAGGGGUACCUCAGGGUUCUGUGUUAGGUCCAAUUUUGUUUUUGUUCUCUGUGAAUGAUAUUACUCUUCACCUAUCAACUUCAUCUACGGAUAUUUUCGCAGAUGAUACAACAAUUACAGCAAGUGCGCAUUAUUCAAAUAUCCAGUCCUUAACUCAGCAUUUAAAGAAUUAUCUUGAAGCUUUAAGUGAAUGGGCGACUAAUAACAGAAUGUUUAUAAACACGGGAAGGACGAAAUUGCUGCUCAUUACUGGGAAACGCAUUGCGAAGAAGUUGGGUCAAGACACUUCCCCUUGUUUGAACGUUAAGAUCGAUAACUCUGAAAUUUCGGAAGUGUCUUCGCAUGCAUCAGCUGAAAUGUUAUUUUUGGGCCACAAAAGAACCAAAGCG
This is a messenger RNA of Paramuricea clavata, 486 nucleotides long. Lineage: Eukaryota; Metazoa; Cnidaria; Anthozoa; Malacalcyonacea; Plexauridae. The record is from the annotation of a GenBank genome assembly.